Molecule: messenger RNA, 1215 nt
Organism: Malassezia pachydermatis
Lineage: Eukaryota; Fungi; Basidiomycota; Malasseziomycetes; Malasseziales; Malasseziaceae
Product: cop9 signalosome complex subunit 4
Exons: 1
Coding region: 1-1215 (404 amino acids)
Cellular component (GO): COP9 signalosome; cytosol
Source: RefSeq, a predicted model, not a curated record
AUGUCAUCGUCAUCAUGGACAGUGCAACUUGAUGACGCUGCAGGGCUUCACCAAGCAGCGGACCGCGCAGACGCGUACGAGGCACUACUGCAUUCCAUCUUGCAGCACGAGGUAGCCUCCUCGCUGCCUUCUGCCAUUCACAAAUACCUCCAAGCUGCUGCGCUUGAUAAGCGUAACGCAGCUGGCGCAGGAUUGCUGGUGGGCCGACGUGUGGUGAAGCAUAUGAUCACGAACAUAAUAGACGCAUCUAUAAGACCAGACCAUCCCUUGCAUGACACUACAUGCUUCCAGGCUGUACUAGCACAGAUUCUGACAUCUUGCGCAUCUUCCUCUGUGUACGAUGACGAAUUGGUGCCUGCUCGAUUGGCUCUAGCGAACGCAUAUGAACGUCAACAUGCUUAUGCACAGGCUGCACAGACUCUCCAAUCCAUCUCCCCUGACGCAGCUCAGCAUGCAACCGAGACAUCUUGGGCCGCGCUGUGUGUGCAUAGUCUGCGCCUCUUUUGGUUGGCACAGGAUUUACCUGCCGCUGAUCAGGCUUUGCGUCGCGCGAAUUCUGCGAUUCACUCAGUGCGUGAUGAUAUCAACCUUGUUCAUACCUACAAACUGUACCAAGCGCACACGUAUGCAGCCCAACAGCGUUACAUGGAGGCAGCUUCGCGAUUUUAUGACUUGGCGCUCUCCUCUGACGAUGCGCACGCACAACGGGCAGCACUAUGUGCCAUGCUGGCUACUCCUAGCAUCCAGCGCACAGAGUUGCUCACCAAGUGCCACGCAUGGCCCUCAUCACACUCGUGGCCUUUCCACACAGCGCUGGAGAAAGCAAUGCACAGUCGACUAUGGACAUCGGAAGACCAAGCAUCCCUGGUACCUUUCUUGACAAUCUAUGAUCACAUGUUGGUCCAUCAUGAUGUGGAAGCUUGGAAGUGGGCUAUUGCUAUGCACAAUAUAUUCGCUGCCAGUCGCACAUUCACGUCCAUUCCAUUUCAGCGUCUCGCUACGCUGGCGGGUGUAGAUAUAACGGCCUGUGUGAAGAUUCUGGCACAGUUACGCCUGCAAAACCAACUCUCAACCAACUGCACUAUCGAUCAGCGAACACAAGGUGUGUACUUCACGUCAUCCUUAGCGGCUUCCGAACGCUUAAAACGGAGCGAUGCUCGUAUUGGUGCAGCAUUGCAAGCACUAGAUACAGCACAUUCACGCUUAUCUACGUAG